This is a messenger RNA of Anolis sagrei ordinatus, 1320 nucleotides long. The record is from RefSeq and is a predicted model, not a curated record. Lineage: Eukaryota; Metazoa; Chordata; Lepidosauria; Squamata; Anolidae.
GGAAGGAGGCGACCGAGAGCUGCAGCCUGGGAAAGGAAACUUCUUUUUCUUUUUCCUGCAAAGGGAGUUUGCAACAUGGGGGCAAGGAGUUCCCUUCCUGGCUUUGCCAAGCCCUUCUUUCCAAGGAGGCCCAAGAGUUGCAUGCUUUUGCUUUCCUCUCCCACCCCCAGAAAUGUCAAUAUUUGGCAUUGAUUUCCCCCUUCUUUCCUUCCUUCCUCUUUUGCUUGCUUUUGCCUCUUUCAUAAGGCCAUGAUCCUCCGACCCGGGUUGUGCCCGGGACUCACGCCGGAAGCGGUGGCCCUCCUCCGAGACCAAGGCAUCCAAACAGUGGUGGACCUGGUCUCGUCGGACCUGGAGGCCUUGGCCCAAAGGUGCUCCUUGUCUUUCAAGAGUCUAUCUUCUGCCCGCCGGCUGCUCCUGGCCCGCUUCUCCUCCUUUCCAGCCAAUGGGGCCGACCUCUUCGAGGAGCUCCAGAAGGGCGGCGCCAUCCUCAACACCGGGAUCAACAGUUUGGACCGGCUUCUAGACUCCGGCUUGUACACUGGGGAGAUUACAGAGUUUGUGGGGGCGCCCGGUUCGGGGAAGACGCAGGUGAGAGGGAGGCUAAUAAUAAUAAUAAUAAUAAUAAUAAUAAUACAUACUAUAUAUAAUAUACCGGGCAUUCAUCUCCAGCAGCGCAAUCUGCUCCGACUUGGGCAGCAAAGCCAGGGCCAGCUGAGGGCCGCCAGAGGCCUCCUCCACGUAGUUCAGGUCGGCCAGAGGGGUGUCUUCGAUGAAGCCGGCCGAGCUGGCACACACGUAGUCCCGCAAGGGGAUGCCCGCGUCAAUCACCGCCAGCGUAGCCGCGUUCACCGAGGCACAUUUCUUUUCUUUUCUUUUCUUUUCUUUUCUUUUCUUUUCUUUUCUUUUCUUUGCCUUUCAAAGACUUGGAGAUUUGGGCGAGGGUGUGUGUGUGUCCUUCUGCCAUACAGGAAGGCCCCAUCCAAUCCCUCCCGCCAGAUGGCCUUCCAGACUCUGCUGCAAAUCCCCCAAGAACAGCUCUCACGAACUUCUUUUCAGAUGACCAACGCAGUGACCAGGGACCCGUCCAGCGGCUGUCCGAGGGCAGCCUUGGGCCGCUCCUGGGCCUCUGUGCCCAAUACACGGAUCUUUCUGGAAAAGGGUGGAUUGGGAAAAGGCCAGAGGGAAUGGAGGGCCUCCUUGAUGAAGUCCCCUCGCCAGCCUGUUGGGAUCCAGGUGGAGAUCGAGGAAGACGGCAGAGAAGAACCAUAACAGAAGGACCCUCAUGGCUAAGAAUGCUCCUUAGUUUAUUAUUAUUAU